UGCGAACCCUUCUGUCCGGCGGGAGGGGCGGACACCGAGCCUUAUAAGGGCUGAGCCCUGCGCAAGCGCAGAGGCAGCUGCAGUCGGAGGGGAGGGGGGGGCCAAAGAGAGAGGGACCUACACACUCAUACACACACAGACACACUCACACUCACACCGCGACACUCUCACACUGGUUACUUGGGGAAACUGGGGAAGAGGAGGACGGUCAGUGGAAGCCGAGUAGCGAAGGGAGCCGGGAGCAGAUUGUGGGCGCGAGGGAGACGCAGAGCCCCGGCAGCCGUCCCGGACGCCCGAGCGCCGCGUCCCCAGCAGCGGCGGCGGCGGCGGUGGCGGCACGUCCUGGGGAUCCCCGCUGCCGGGGCGCUGAGGUGGGCAGCUGAUCUCUCUCUGCCCUAGGACGUGUGCCCGUGGCUGGGUAUGUGAGGAUCCCCCAGGGCAGGGGGCGGAGGGAGUCAGUCGGCUGCGCCCCUGUGAGGGGCGGCGGGGUCUGCCUCCCCGGCGGCCCGGGGGGCCGUGGCGGUGCAUGUGUGACCGCUGGAUGCGGAGGAGGCGGCGGCGGCGGCGGCAGCAACAGCAGCAGCAGCAGAAGCAGAAGCAGCAAAAUGUUAGGACAGCAACAGCAGCAGCAGCUGUACCCGGCGGCCGGGCUCCUGGCCGGGGAGCGGGGCCGACUGCUCUCCUGCUACGUGCAGGACUACCUCGAGUGUGUGGAGUCGCUGCCCCUGGACAUGCAGCGGAACGUGUCCGUGCUGCGAGAAAUAGACACCAAGUACCAAGAAGCAUUAAAGGAAAUUGAUGAUGCCUGUGAAAAAUACAAGAAAGAAAAUGAUCCACAUCAGAAGAAACGCCUUCAGCAGAAUCUUCAGAGAGCAUUGAUCAACAGCCAGGAACUGGGUGAUGAGAAAAUUCAAAUUGUUACACAGAUGCUUGAGCUGGUAGAGAAUCGGGCAAGGCAAAUGGAAUUGCAUUCACAAUGUUUUCAAGAUCCUUCAGAAAGUGAAAGACCUUCAGAUAAGACAAAGAUGGACUCCAGCCAACCAGAAAGGUCUUCAAGAAGACCACGCAGACAGCGGACCAGUGAAAGCCGUGAUCUCUGCCACAUAGCAAAUGGCAUUGAAGACUGUGAUGAUCAGCCACCUAAAGAAAAGAAAUCCAAAUCUGCCAAGAAAAAGAAACGUUCAAAAGCCAAACAGGAAAGGGAAGCCUCACCUGUUGAGUUUGCAAUAGAUCCUAAUGAACCUACAUACUGCUUAUGUAACCAAGUGUCUUAUGGGGAAAUGAUAGGAUGUGACAAUGAACAAUGUCCAAUUGAGUGGUUUCAUUUUUCAUGUGUUUCACUUACUUAUAAACCAAAGGGAAAAUGGUAUUGCCCAAAGUGCAGAGGAGAUAAUGAGAAAACAAUGGACAAAAGUACUGAAAAAACAAAAAAAGAUAGAAGAUCGAGGUAGUAAAGGCCAUCCACGUUUUAAGGGAUUAUUUGUCUUUUAUAUAAUUCAUUUACUUUACAGAAAAUGUUUUAGGAUAAAUGCAUAGGGCUAUGCAAUAAUUUUUAAUCAUUAGUAUUAAUGGAGUAUUAAAAGUUGUCGUACUUUGUCUGUGGUUUACUUUUCUGCACUGAAUAACCAAAUGUUUUCAAGCCAGGUGGUCUUAGAAUAACACAUGGAAAGAAUUAGGAACGGUGGGAGUAUGGUGUGAACAGGUUGCUUUUAUUUUUCUCCACAAAAUUAUACAUAUCUCAUUGUCACUUAAAAUGGAAAUGUUGUUAAUGGGUAAACACCAAAGGUUUACUAGCAUUUAAUUCUUCUCUACACUUUAAAAGUUUUUAGACUCUUCAGCUGAUGUGAACUCUAUUUUACCUCUGUGGUACAUUGAAUCUUAUCUCUAGUCUCAUGAAGACUCAUUUAAGGAGCUAGAGAAGAAAGUUAAUUUAGGAUUCCAUGUGGAAUAAUGUACUCUCAUCAGAGUACCUUGCUGUUGUAUUUUUCUUAGCAGCAUUUUGAUAUACUGUCAGUAAUCCCAUUUGUAAAUGACUCCUUUUCACAAAAGCAGCUAUUAAUCCGCCUGUGUUUUAAAAUUUAAAAAGUUCUCCUUAAUAAAUUUGGGCACUGCAGAAUAAUUGGUAUACCAAAAAUACUAUCAUUAGGUUAGAGUGGCAGAAUUUAAGCUCAUGUAGCAGUAUAGGUUCACAUUAUUUUGGGGCAUUCUUCAAGGUGUAUUGUAUUUUCCUGAUAGUGAAAAACAAAACAAAACAAAACAAAAAAGCCAACUCUGAAUUUCUGUGUGAUCUGCUGGGGUGCCUGGGCACAGUUCUAAUUAUUUGAAAAGCAAUAUAGUUAUCUUUAAUAUCUGUAUAUCAAACAGUUGUUUUAAAUAGUUUUGCUGUCAUUUAAACAAUUUGCUUUCAUUUAAACCAUUUCCAUCAAUGAUGACACAUCAUUAUUAUUUUAACUUGGAGUUGUAUUAAUAUUCUUGACUUUCUCGUAUUGGUGCUCCCUGAUAUGUUUGCUUUGAAUGAAUAUGAUUUUAGGAAAAUGCAGUUAAUCACGUGUUUGUAAAAUGGUUUUCUAAGAGUCUUAUCUGUUAAAGAUAAGAAUGUUGAAGGAUGUAUGUUUGGAGAUUUUUGUUGGCUUUGGGGGCUUUAGCUUUAUCUAUGUAUAACCUGCCUUGUUCUCUUCCUCUUUGUUUCUGAGCCUGACAAUCUUGAUUCUUAUUAACAUGGUAAAAACCCUAUCUGGGUCUAAGAAGUGUUUACUAUGUAAGCAACAUGUUGUUGUGGAAAGAACAUAGGACUCUUUAAGAGUCAGACUGUGGUUUGAAUUCUGACCCUGACACUUAACUAGCUAAUUCAUGUUAGGCAAGUUGCUCAGCUUCUCUGCCCCCGAAUUUCCUGCUCUGUAAGGUGAUAGACUUGAACUAAGUCAUCCGUGAAGUCCCUUACAAUUAAAAUUCUCAUUUUCUGUAUUAAUAUGAAUUAGAGUGAAGAUUUUAAAGGCAAGUAAAAUCGACACUUUUUCGAAACAAAUAUUUUCUUUCAUCUGAAAUAUGAAGCAUAUAAAAAUUUAGCAAAUGGGGAGAGUUUCUAUCCAACAGCUAGUUUUGGUUGAGUUUAGAUGAUCUUAUUAGUCCUGGGGCAAACAUCAGAAAACCUGAUUUAGGAAUUCAUUCAUUUAUACAGAAAAUGUAAGUUAUUAACAUUAAGAAAUUCCAGGCAUUAGGAUUAGAGCAUUCCUUAUUCAAGACAAUUUCGUAAUAUAGUUUCUUUGUUACUAGACUGUCACGAGAUUGGUUUUUGUAUUUUUAUUUUUUGUGAUCUAUAUUAAUGCUUAAUGGUUACAAAGUGCUUUCACAUAUUUGAUUGUCAUACCAGCUGAGAUCAAGUGGGGGAAAAAAAAUAUAUAUAUAUAGUGCUUUGCAAGCUUUCAGGUGCUAUCAAUGUUAGCUUGAACAAUAAUAAUACCAGUUAAUGUAAGCAUAAGCCUGGUUUAAUUGUAAUCUGCCAAAUGAAAAUUGAUUAAAAUAGACUUGUUUUGAGUACUAGGACAGUGAUUAAUAACUUGUGAAUAAUAAGACUAGUUUAACAGGGAAGAAAGGAAAAUAUAUAGUUGCCUGGAAGUUUUACUUCCUAAUGUGGGAAAUAUAGUACUCUUAAAAAUACCCUUAUUGCUGUGUGACCCUGACUUCAAUUACCACUCUUCUGCCUUGGAAUCCUACUCAGUAUCAAUUCUAAGACAGAAGAUAUGGUUUCUUAAAAGUUUACCCUUAUUCAGUUUUUAGGGUACAUAUACUUUCAUUAUUAGCACCCACCUGUGUUCUGGGUUAUGUGUACAACUAAGAGCAUAGUUGGCAACUCAACAUUCUAUAAUAAGGGUGCAUCACCACCAGGUUUGGUAAGAAUUUCUUUGCCUCAUUAUCCCAGGAAAGUCCAGGCAAAUGGUUGGGGGUAAGGGAAGCGGGUGUCAUGGAUUAAUAACAGUCAUGAAGAACUGGGGAUCCACAAGGAAAGAGAAAUAUUUAAUUGCCAGUACCAAAUGAACAAUUGUAACCAAUUUUCCUCUUUAAAGUUUUUCAAAUUUCACUGUCCCCAAACAAGUUCCUAUAAUUCAGACUUCACAGAUUCAAAAACAACCCAACCCUACACUCCACAGUACCAAGAAUCAAAGAAUCUACACUAUCCAUGACAGGUGGCCAUUCAGACUCACCACUAUAGAUGGGAGUCUUGCUUGCCCUUUUCAAAAGAAAAAAAGAAAGAAAGAAAGAAAGAAAGAAAGAAAGAAAGAAAGAAAGAAAGAAAAGUUUUAUUAUUGCCCCUGUAAGCACAGUUACUUCUCUGUGAUGCACUCUUCACAUCCAUCCCACCCUCACCCCACCCCCAGUAGAAUCCUUCCUCGGAUUCUUAGAUUGUAAUAGAAGUAUAGUUAGAGCAAAUCACACAUUGACCACAUCUGAGAACAGGUCCCAUUCCGACUAGAGGUGGAAGCAUGUAUUGGCAUCAGGCCUGAAAGCCAUGAGGUCCCUGCGAAUCUUAGGUCUCUUCAAAUUUUCCUUUACGUUUUUGUGGCCAUUGUGUAAAUUGGUUUGGUUCUUGCCUGUUUUGCUCCACAUCAGCUCACAUGAGCCUCCUCAAACUCCAAAUUCUCAAUGUUUGUUAUUUCUUAGUUUACAGCAACAUUCCAUCAUACUUACAAUUUGUUUAGCCAUUCCCCCAAGGACGGUGGUCAUCAACUUUCCUUCUAGUUCUUUGCUACUACAAAAGAUGCUGCUAUAAAUAUUUUAAUGUAUAUAUAGGAUCUUCCCCUCUAUCUUUGACUUGUUGAGCAAAUGCCUAGAAGGAAGAUCACAGGGUCAGAGGGUUUGGUGACUUAAAAAUAAAGUUGAAAACAGUUUUUUUGAACCAUUAUGCCAUUCCCUAAUUUUGCCGACAGUGCAUUAGUGCUCGCUACUUUCCAAGGUAGCCCAUUUUACUUUUGGUUAGCUCAAACUGUUAGGAAGUUGGGGGUGGGGAUUUCCUUAUUUUGAGCCAAAUGUGCCUGAACAACUCUUACCCUGUUGGUCUUGUGUGUCCUUUCCUUGUUAGAUUGUAAGUUCCUUGAGGGGGAGGGAUUGUUUCAUUUUUGUCUUUGUAUCUGCAGUGCCUGGCCCAUAGGUGCUUAAUAAAUGCUUAUUGAUUGUU
Molecule: messenger RNA, 5173 nt
Organism: Monodelphis domestica (gray short-tailed opossum)
Lineage: Eukaryota; Metazoa; Chordata; Mammalia; Didelphimorphia; Didelphidae
Gene: ING2
Product: inhibitor of growth family member 2
Biological process (GO): positive regulation of DNA-templated transcription
Cellular component (GO): nucleus
Source: RefSeq, a predicted model, not a curated record